Messenger RNA from Aspergillus mulundensis, 1071 nucleotides. RefSeq lists its product as uncharacterized. The transcript is spliced from 4 exons. The coding region runs from base 1 to 1071 and encodes 356 amino acids. NCBI's taxonomy places the organism in Eukaryota, Fungi, Ascomycota, Eurotiomycetes, Eurotiales, Aspergillaceae. The record is from RefSeq and is a predicted model, not a curated record.
AUGUCCCUUCCUAUUCCGCUGGAGCUGCUCUCCACCGGCCUGCGACUAUGGGCGGAGCUGUACCAGCACCGGAAGAAGUUGGCAGUGGAUGAUUUCUUGAUGAUUUGGGCCACGAUGGUUGGCAUUGGGGCCUGUGUGAGUGGGCUUAUUGCAACCAGUCAAGGCUUUGGCAAGCACAUGGCCGCAUUGGGGCCCACGCAAUACGCCGUGGAAAGUGUGGUAUGCCCUGCCGUCUGGUUGCAUGAUCGCAACGCUCUUCUAACAGCCCCAGACGUACUACGCCUUCAUAUGGAUCUUCGAUGCCGGGAUCUCCUGUACCAAGCUGCCGGUCAUCGCCCUCUACUACCGCGCCUUCCCGUCCACGACCAUGCAGCGCAUCGCCAUUGCAACCGGGGUGGUUAUCGUGAUCUGGGGCAUAGCCGUCGGCGGCACCUGGGCAUUCGCCUGUCCUCCCUCUCAAAGCCACCCGGGCGCAUGCCGGAAGGAUAUUCUUCGCGUCUCGGUGCUCUUUGUUGGCGCCACGAAUCUGGCCCUGGACGUAUGGAUCUUGCUCCUCCCAUUGCCGUUGAUCGUUCGGAUGCGGAUCCCCACGUGGAAGAGGGUCAAGUUAAGCUGUCUGUUUACCGUUUGUUUAGGGUCUGUAUACUUCGUAUCCUGUCCCGCAAUGCCGUGCUAAAACGGGCCUCCAGUACCUGUGGCAUUAGUGCAACCCGUCUUGCUCUCGUCGCGCAUACUAGCCAUCCUGAUUUUACCUACACACAAGCGCCUGCCGCAAUGCUGAUGUGCUGGGAGCUCCUCGGCGGAAUCCUCUGCGCUAAUCUUCCCAUCAUCUAUAAACCCAUCGCCGUCUGGGUCCGUCGCCUGUUCGGGAUCGCCAGUGAAGAGGACGAGUCGCCUACUGCAUCGACGCUGCGGAGGUAUGUCAUGCAGAAGGCUCGAAGGUUCAGGCACUCAACGGUUGAGCUUUUCACUGCAAGUUCGGCCACUCGCACAGCAGACGAAGGGCCGAUGGAUGGACCGGGUGGCGUGGUGGAAAGAACCAGGGUGCAGGUUGCUUCAACAGAAGAGUGA